GAAUGUAGAAAAGGUUUAGGGAAAGUUAGGGGUGAAUGAAGACAUCACGGUAAGAGGGUGCAUGUUAUAACUGAAUUUAUUGAGCCCUUUAGUUAUAUUCAGAGCAAGGUGGAAUUCUAUACCUGGAAGUGUUAACCAUGGAUCCUCUGCUGGCUGUGAAAGUCGGAUGCCUGGUGGCUCUAUUAUUUAUCACAUUGAUCUGCGGCUUGGCACCUGCAUUUGCCAGCUGGUUUCUGAAGAGCAGUGUUAAAGAUAACUACAAGCUCGUUGUAUGCCUUAUCAGUUCUUUUGCAGCUGGCAUAUUCCUCGGUGCCUGCUUACUUCAUGUUGUUGCAGAUUCGUUGUCAGAUAUAGCUGCUGAGCUGUCCUAUAUUAACUAUCCUAUGGGAGAACUGAUCUUGUCUCUGGGCUUCUUCCUGGUCCUUCUUAUUGAAAGAAUUGUUCUGCAAUUCUGUCAUAACCAGCAGAAUGCCUCUCAAGAUGGGUUACCAUUACCAGAAACCCCGACUCUCCCAGAACCUGACUACGAAGAGAAGCAGGAAACUCCAGCAGAGAUAGAUGCGUCAGUUGCAGAGCCACACAAUCAUAUUCAUCCUAAUGUCUACAUUCAUGCCUCAUUCCGCUCCCUUAUUCUUUUCUGUUCCCUCUCCAUUCACUCAGUCUUUGAAGGUCUGACCAUUGGGCUACAGUCCAACUACUCUAGUGCUCUACAGAUUGCCAUUGCAGUUCUUAUCCAUAAGGGAAUCAUUGUCUUCAGCUUGUCCCUCAAGCUACUGCAGAGCAUGACCCGACGAGCUUGGCUAGUAGUCUACAUAGUGUUGUUCUCUUUUAUGUCACCCGUUGGCAUUAUGAUUGGCAUUAUUGUUACAUUAAACAAGUCCUCAAUUGUAACUCUGGUGCAAGCUAUACUUGAGGGCAUUGCCUCUGGAACAUUUGUAUAUGUCACAUUCUUGGAAAUUCUCCCUCAAGAGCUUAAUACCUCAGAAAAACCACUUCUUAAGGUUCUUUUUAUUGUUAUCGGCUUCACUAUUAUGGCAGUCAUAGCCAUCUGGGCCUGAGAUAUUUGUAGUGAGCAGCUAAUGAACAGUAUAUCAGGGAAUGAUAGUGGCAGAAAUUGGAAAAGAAAAAAGUGAUUACCUCCUAAAAUGAGAUGUCUGUGUAUUGUGAUAUAAAAGAACAUGUUCUUGAAAAGUAACGUUUGCUGUGCACUGCAAGUAACUCAAGGGUAGAUGACUGAUUUUAAAUGGCUGUUUACAGCCAUAGGUCAAGGGUAUAAAGGGAAUAUUCAUGUAUACACUACACUAAACAGAGCAAAACCAUUAGUUAGAACACACUACUGCUUGAUAGGCCCUC
Messenger RNA from Spea bombifrons (plains spadefoot toad), 1353 nucleotides. RefSeq names its product solute carrier family 39 member 2 (gene SLC39A2). NCBI's taxonomy places the organism in Eukaryota, Metazoa, Chordata, Amphibia, Anura, Pelobatidae. Gene Ontology annotation, cellular component: plasma membrane. Bases 138 to 1058 code for a protein of 306 amino acids. Gene Ontology annotation, biological process: zinc ion transmembrane transport. The record is from RefSeq and is a predicted model, not a curated record. The transcript has 3 exons. Gene Ontology annotation, molecular function: zinc ion transmembrane transporter activity.